CUUAGGCAGAAGUCAUCUCCUUGUGAUUCUGCCCAAGAUCUGCCCGUUGGGUUUGUAGGGGGAGGAAGAAAAAAAAAAAGAGAGAGACAGAGAAAAGAAACUACAGGCAAACUUUCAGCUUUGAAGUUGUCACCUUGGAGAAGUGAAGUCGAGAAGUGUGACACCAUGAAUGGACCUGUGGAUGGCUUGUGUGACCAUUCUCUAAGUGAAGAGGGAGCCUUCAUGUUCACAUCUGAAUCGGUAGGAGAAGGGCAUCCAGAUAAGAUCUGUGACCAGAUUAGUGAUGCAGUGCUGGAUGCCCAUCUCAAGCAAGACCCCAAUGCCAAGGUGGCCUGUGAGACAGUGUGCAAGACAGGGAUGGUGCUCCUGUGUGGAGAGAUCACCUCAAUGGCCAUGAUUGACUACCAGCGGGUGGUGAGAGACACCAUUAAGCACAUUGGCUACGAUGACUCUGCCAAGGGCUUCGACUUCAAGACCUGCAAUGUGCUCGUGGCUCUGGAGCAACAGUCCCCAGACAUUGCCCAAUGUGUCCAUCUAGACAGAAAUGAGGAGGACGUUGGUGCAGGAGAUCAGGGUCUGAUGUUCGGCUAUGCCACUGACGAGACAGAGGAGUGCAUGCCGCUCACCAUUGUUCUUGCUCACAAACUCAACACCCGGAUGGCAGAUCUGAGGCGCUCUGGUGUCCUUCCCUGGCUGAGACCUGAUUCUAAGACUCAGGUAACAGUUCAGUACGUGCAGGAUAAUGGUGCUGUCAUCCCUGUUCGCGUCCACACCAUCGUCAUCUCUGUGCAACACAACGAAGACAUAACACUGGAGGCCAUGCGAGAGGCCCUGAAGGAGCAGGUGAUCAAAGCUGUGGUGCCAGCCAAGUACCUGGAUGAAGACACCAUCUACCACCUGCAGCCAAGUGGGCGGUUUGUCAUCGGAGGUCCCCAGGGGGAUGCAGGUGUCACAGGCCGCAAGAUUAUUGUGGACACAUACGGAGGCUGGGGUGCCCAUGGUGGUGGUGCCUUCUCUGGAAAGGACUACACCAAGGUGGACCGCUCAGCAGCUUAUGCCGCCCGCUGGGUGGCCAAGUCUCUGGUGAAGGCUGGGCUCUGCCGGAGAGUCCUUGUUCAGGUGUCCUAUGCCAUUGGUGUGGCAGAACCUCUGUCCAUUUCCAUUUUCACCUACGGAACUUCCAAGAAGACCGAGCGAGAGCUACUAGAGGUUGUGAACAAGAACUUUGAUCUCCGGCCGGGUGUUAUUGUCAGGGACUUGGAUCUGAAGAAGCCCAUCUACCAGAAGACUGCAUGCUAUGGUCAUUUCGGAAGAAGCGAGUUUCCCUGGGAGGUCCCCAAGAAGCUUGUGUUUUAGAGCUGCCGGGAAGCUUAGCUCUGUCCUAUACUCAACCUCCUCAAGAUCUCAACUCCCUGGUCUCAGAGAGCCCUCCCUGCUUCCCACCCUCAUGGCAAAGCCAGCUUCCUCUGAUUUUCCCCCUACCCGGCAAUCUGCAAACAUCUUAUUAGUGGCAAGGCAGGUGGUUUCUGGUGCUAGGUCAUCAGGUCUCCUUGCAAGGAUAGUCAGUGUUCCCUCCCUGUCUCUCAGAUGACAGCAAUGUUAAUUUUGUGUAAAAGUUGCUCCUAUCAUCCCCUCCCGUAGUCUGAAGCUAACCAGGCCAUCUCUUCCUCCGUCCUGGACAUGUGCCCAGACGAAUGUUUUGUCCCAUAUCUCUGGCUUCCCCUUUACAUUGGCAGCCAGAGGUCCUGAGCCGGGGCUUCCUCAGGGUCCCUCUGAGACUGGGCAUCUGCUCCCUAGGAUAUGGUCAGUGUCCCCUGAACAUCUGCAUUCUGUGAGGGACUGAGCUGUGUGUUCUUCAUCCCAACACAAUAAGGUGGUAUCGUCAUUAUCCACAGUGACAGAUGGGGAAACUGAGGCUCGGAGAGUUAUGGAGCUCUGACAGGUUCCUAUAGCUGCGUGCACCAGAGUCAAGAAACAGAUCUUGACUCUAGGAAUUUUGACUCUAACCCUCACACCUGCAUCCCAAACAAGAUGUUGACCAGAGUGAUGACACAUGGAUUGACAAGAGGUUAUGACCUCUUAUUUAAGGCCUGGGUUUCAGGAGAAUUAGAUGAACCUAAUGGCUCUUGGUGAGCCCUGGACAGUGUUCCCACAAAAUCAAGAUGGAAACAUGUAAGUGUCUCAUUUGUUCUGGAAGAGGGCUUAAGGAAAGCUGAGCAUCUUGGUCUAUAAAGCUGGACUGGGGUCUGUAAUUAAGAGGAAGCUUCAUGGUCCUAGCGCCCAACACUCAAAGACAGGUGUGUGAAUUCUUUGAGCAUGGGAUCUAAUCAUGGACAGCCCCAUGUGCUUGCUUCCUCACAGAGGAGAGGCAGUUCGUUGUUCCAGCACAGACAACCAGCCUCUAUAGGGGACCCUUCAAGGCUUUCUUGUGCCCUGGACCCUCACACUUAUGCAGUCUGAAUGCUGCUAGGGAAGUGGGUGAUCCAGGUGAGGAGCCAGCGUCCAAGCAGUUGACAAGUUGCCCAAGAUCUCACAAGAACUGACUUUUACCAGGUAGCCUGGGUGUGUCUGUCUAGCAGAGUCCUGAGAACAUGUCUCUAGGUGUCCCAUCAUGAUCAGCAUCACACACCCAGCCUGUCCCUCGUUGGGGCUUCCCCACAGCAUACUGCCCUCAUAGCUCUCAAACACGUGGCUUCAGGAACGGACCUGGCUCAUAUCGAUGGUUCUGGCUUAGGAGAAGGACUGAGCAGCUUCAUCAAGGAGCAGACACCUUGCAUCUGCCUUAACUGGACAGAGACCCCAGCUUUCCCCAUUCCACCAGGGCGAGGAAACAGCAGAGAGAAAAGCCCCAGGAGCCAACAGAUCCUGAAGCUGUAUGUGAUGUAGAAGCUUGGGUCUUUCCAUGGGGUCAGGGCUGCCUGGGAGCCAAGUUCCUCACAGCAGAGGGAAGGAUGGGUAUGCAGAAGGCUGAAUUCCUGUAACUUAAGCUUUAUCUAAAUAAAAAUCCAGAAUUGUAUACUUGUUCUAA
Messenger RNA from Rattus norvegicus (Norway rat), 3028 nucleotides. RefSeq names its product methionine adenosyltransferase 1A (gene Mat1a). NCBI's taxonomy places the organism in Eukaryota, Metazoa, Chordata, Mammalia, Rodentia, Muridae. Gene Ontology annotation, molecular function: methionine adenosyltransferase activity; ATP binding. Bases 166 to 1356 code for a protein of 396 amino acids. Gene Ontology annotation, biological process: S-adenosylmethionine biosynthetic process. The transcript is spliced from 9 exons. The record is from RefSeq and is marked validated.